GUCACUAUUGGAGAUGUGUCUUUUAAACUCAAAACACCGAAGAACCCAGAACUUGUUCCACAGAACUACAUGACAGAUUCUUUGGCGCAGUCUGUAGUCCACCAUUUAAGAUGGAUAAUGCAGAAAGAUCUUCUUGGCCAAGAUGUCUUUCUUAUUGGUCCUCCUGGGCCUCUCCGGCGAUCUAUUGCCAUGCAAUAUCUGGAGCUAACAAAGCGGGAAGUUGAAUAUAUCGCACUGUCGAGGGACACCACAGAAACUGACCUCAAACAGAGACGAGAGAUCCGAGAUGGUAGUGCUUUUUAUCUUGAUCAGUGUGCAGUUCGUGCAGCUACCGAAGGCAGAAUCCUUGUGCUGGAAGGUUUGGAGAAGGCUGAGCGGAAUGUCCUGCCAGUGUUAAACAAUUUGCUGGAGAAUAGGGAAAUGCAGCUUGAAGAUGGUCGUUUUCUCAUGUCUGCAGAGCGUUACGACAAACUUCUGCAGGAUCAUACAAAAUCAGAGUUAGAUGCAUGGAAGAUUGUUCGAGUUAGUGAAGAUUUUCGAGUGAUAGCAUUGGGCCUGCCAGUACCUAAAUACUCUGGUAACCCUUUGGAUCCGCCCCUUCGCUCUCGAUUUCAAGCUAGAGAUGUUUAUCAUCUGCCCUUUAAGGACCAUCUUCAGCUAUUAUAUUCAAUUGGAUCAAACAUUUCCACAGAGAGAAUCUCUCAGCUCCUGUCUUUUGCUACAACUCUCUGCUCUCAAGAAUCUUCUACAUUGGGACUUCCAGAUUUUCCUUUAGACAGCUUAUCGGCUGCAGUUCAGAUUUUGGAUUCCUUUCCUAUGAUGUCAGUCCAGCAUGUUAUUGAUCGGCUUUACCCCUAUAAUCUUUUCCUUGGAAAGGAAGGCAGGACUGCAGUCAAAGAUGCAUUAAAACGUUUUGAGCUUCAAGAUUCAGAAAACCACUUGCUUCCCAGAAGGAUUACAAAAGUAGAAAGUGUACAUGGAAACAAACCCUUCAAGGCUGAUGUAACUGUCCAGAUUGGUGAAAAAGAAGUGACAUUCCAGGUUCCAGCUGGGACUGGACCUUUAAAAAAGCAUCCUCGAUCAGAUACUUUCGUAAGGACUUCCAGCCAUAAUCAACUGUUGGCAGAAAUGAUGCAAUCCCAUAUGGUUAAAGAUAUGUGUUUAAUUGGAGGAAAAGGCUGUGGCAAAACAGUUAUUGCUAAGGAGUUUGCUGAUAUAUUGGGAUACAGCACAGAACCGAUCAUGCUGUACCAGGAUAUGACAGCUAGAGAUUUGCUACAGCAAAGAUAUACUCUUCCUAAUGGAGACACUGCUUGGAGACCAUCACCACUUGUUACUGCUGCCCUGGAAGGAAAGCUUGUUAUUCUUGAUGGCAUUCAUCGAAUUAACCCUGGCACUCUAGCUGUACUUCAAAGAUUAAUACAUGACAGAGAACUGACCCUCUAUGACGGCACCAGAUUGUUAAGGGAAGAUAGAUACCAAAACUUAAAAGAAGAAUUGCAGAUCUCUGAUGAGAAACUACAGGAAAGGUCUAUCUUUCCUAUCCAUCCUUCUUUCAGAAUAGUGGUGUUAGCAGAACCUCCUGUCAUUGGGAGUAGUACCCAACAGUGGCUGGGUCCAGAGUUUCUGACUCUGUUUCUUUUUCAUAAUGUUCAAUCUUUAAGCAAGAGUGAAGAAACUGAAGUUAUUCAAGGAAUGAUUCCAAAUGUACCCAGUGUUGCUGUGGAGCAGUUGUUGUCAUUAACACACAAGCUUCGGGAGACAAAUGAUGCCACAGCACAGUCACUGGCUUCGUCUUUAUCUACUCGACAACUAUUACGAAUUUGUCGUCGACUGUCACAACAUCCAGAUGAAAGCCUUUACUAUGCUGUUAAUAAAGCCUGCCUUUCCAGGUAG
Messenger RNA from Cariama cristata (Red-legged seriema), 1896 nucleotides. RefSeq names its product von Willebrand factor A domain-containing protein 8-like. Gene Ontology annotation, cellular component: cytoplasm. The transcript is spliced from 16 exons. The record is from RefSeq and is a predicted model, not a curated record. Lineage: Eukaryota; Metazoa; Chordata; Aves; Cariamiformes; Cariamidae. Bases 70 to 1896 code for a protein of 608 amino acids. Gene Ontology annotation, molecular function: ATP hydrolysis activity; ATP binding.